AUGACACAUAUGAGAAGAAAUAGCACAACAGACGACUUUCAAAUCAACAGGAAUGAGUCUUGGAUGCAUUCCCAAAGCUUUUGGGUCGUUUAUAUAAUAGGUCUUUUACUAUUCAAGUUGAUUAUAAGUAUUGUCUUUCCAGAUUAUCAAUAUGGAUGGUUGGUUGUAACAGUAAUACAUGCAAUCAUUACAUGGUUUGCAUUCCACUGGCAAAAGGGUAUACCAUUCGAUUUAUCAGAUCAAGGAAAAUAUAAUAGACUUACACUUUGGGAACAAAUAGACAAGGGACAACAAUACACUCCAACAAGAAAGUUCUUGACUCUUGUUCCAAUCUUUUUAUUUAUGAUUACUUUACAUUCUAAUGGAAUAUUAGGUGCACCUUUCUAUUUGAAUGCACUUGCAAGUUUUAUUGUAGUUCUUUCAAAAAUGCCAAGAAUGGAUAGAGUUAGAUUAUUUGGUAUAAACAAAUAUUAG
This is a messenger RNA of Cavenderia fasciculata, 474 nucleotides long. RefSeq lists its product as uncharacterized. NCBI's taxonomy places the organism in Eukaryota, Evosea, Eumycetozoa, Acytosteliales, Cavenderiaceae. Bases 1 to 474 code for a protein of 157 amino acids. Gene Ontology annotation, biological process: negative regulation of ceramide biosynthetic process; ceramide metabolic process; intracellular sphingolipid homeostasis. Gene Ontology annotation, cellular component: endoplasmic reticulum membrane. The record is from RefSeq and is a predicted model, not a curated record. The transcript is spliced from 3 exons.